AUGGUUAUUCAUUACUUUCUAGCAAGAGCUUCCUUCGCUGUUUUUUCGUGUCUGGUUAUUGUUAGAAACGGUCUGAAGAAACAAUCACUCGAUUUCACGGGUGCCUUCGCUGCUGUUAUAGUUGGGUUUAUAUUGACUCUGAGCAACUUGUGUUUCUUCGCCUCCUGCAUAACCUUUUUCCUAACGAGCUCUAAAUUAACGAAGUUUAAAUCGGACGUGAAGGAAAAAAUUGAAGACGAUUUCAAAAAAGGUUUGUCUCUAUAAUGCUAAUUUUGUUUUAAAAAGCUAGAUCAGGAUUGACCUGUAUUGUGAUCAAUUCGAUCCGACCUUAAUGUAUGUAAACAAAGACGAUAAAGCAUAAGUAAGCGAAUCAUUGAUCUAGAUAUCCAUGCAAUGCCCAUUUAAGUUUUGCCAUUCUGGAAAAACACAGUGCUGCAUGAUCUACUUCAUCUUUAAGAGGUAGAACUAGAGAUAGAAGUUAUUUGUAGCAAAAUGCCACAGAACUUUAAAAUUGGUACCUGUUCCACAUGGCAUCAUGUAAGGAGGAAGUGGGUAAUUAAACCAUUAAAAAAACUACAAUGCAUGUUUUGCGUGCAGUUCCCGCCAUUGUGAUGUUAUCUGUUGAUAUGAAUAAUCCUGAGUAUUAAUUGAUCUUUUAAAAUGGUUGAACGCUAUGACCCAAUCGAGAGAGAAGCAAAUCUUCAGUGUGAUUGUUGUCAAAAUUUCUUCGGAAGCAUGUUUCUUUCGAUUGAGGUAACUUACUAGAUUGUUUUCUACUCUGUCAAUUUAAUUCAGUUUUAUCCAUUUUGUUUUAUAGGAGGCCAAAGAAAUUGGAUUCAAGUCUUUUGUAAUGGUGGCAUCCCAACAUUACUGGCUCUAUUUUACAUGAUCGAUGUUGGUAUUGGCGAACAUGCGAUUGAUUAUGCAAAGGAUUUUACUGCAUCAGUGCUUUCGGUUUCUGUGCUUGGAUCAUUCGCUUGUAGCUGUGGUGACACGUGGGCCUCUGAAAUAGGAACAGUGAUGAGUUCACACGUUCCUUUGCUCAUAACAACAUUUUCAAAGGUCCCUGUUGGUACAAAUGGAGGAGUCACAAUAACAGGAACCAUAGCAAGCAUCCUUGGAGGCACAGUGAUUGGGAUUGCCUACUAUAUAACUUUACUGACGUUAUUGACUAUCCGUAGAAUUAUAGCUGUUCCGCCUCAAUGGCCAAUUAUUUUGAUUGGUUGUUUAGGAGGCUUUUUGGGAUCAGCAUUUGACUCUAUACUAGGAGCCACUCUUCAGUACUCAGGGUAUUGUUCAGUCAAGAAAUGUGUGGUUCACAAACCAUCCCCAACAGUUAAACACAUAUCUGGACGAGCCAUUCUGGACAAUCAUGCUGUUAACUUUGUAUCUAGUCUUCUGAUAAGUGUUGUAAUGCCUGUAAUAGGAUACUUUCUAUGGAGAGGGUUGAUGUAGAUAACAGAAUCAAAUCAGUGCUGAGUGGCAUACAGGGUCCUAAUCUAGUGAGAUAUUAUCAUCACUAUUCUUAUUUAAAGUUUGGGUCAUUAAUUAACCCUCUACACCCUAACAUCAAUAUGCAUAUUCUCCACAACUGUUCUCUAUACAUUUCCUAAGGUGCUGAUGAGGAGAAUUUUUUAAACAAUCAAGAACUUUAUUAUUUGGUGAUCAUUUCCCUAAUUCUGCUGACCUUAAAGUGUGAUUCAGGGGUGACAGAGUUAGGCACUUAAUCUUAGGGAUCAAAAGGUGAAAGCACAAAAUCGUUAUGCAGAAAGUCAUACAUGAAGACACAGGAACGUGCAAAUUUUCCUCUAAACCAUGGAGUGUAAGACUUCAACAAUUAUCCAAAUGGCAAUUUCAAAUAGCAUAUUGCCUCAAAUAAGUGCUCUCGUUCUAAUAAGUGCCCCCUCCACAAAACUGCCCACCCCUUAGGCCAUAAUAUGAAACAACUGCCCCUCAGAUAGCCACCCCUCCACCCUCACUAUCUUAGAUAGUAGGGAUACAAGGAAAACCUGUUUCUAUUGCCACCUUACUAAUAACUUUGUAAGCUUCAACUACAGCAGCAUCAAUACAUGGUAAUAGUUUCAUGAGCCUUCCCCCCCUUAAAUAAGCACCCUCCUUCCAAUAUGUACACCUCCUUUUAGCUGAAAUUUGAAAUAAGCACAGAUGACAUAGGUGCUUAUCUAUAUAGCAUCCAUUUCAGCUUAGCUAGUGUUAUAUCUCAUUCAGGUCCCAUUUUUAGAGAUGUGAAGGACUCCAUAAGAGCUAGGUAUUGAAUACUUUUUCCUUUCAUAUGAAAUUUGCAAAAGAAAGGCCCCUGUGUGGACCUGUGCUUUAUACUUAUAUCUUAGAGGAGUAAUUCCAAUAAGAACACACAGUGAUUAUGGUGUGACAUGGUGAAGGGAUGAUACUGUCAAAAUUGAAGACUUUGACAUUUUAUUUCAUCCAUAGACAUUAUCAUCUGGUGGUAAACUCUGUGGUUGGGUUGUAAUAAUAAUAAUAAUUUAUUGACUUAUAUUGUGCAAUUAUCAAUAUAAGAAUUUUCAAUUGCACAUUACAAUUAAAUGUUAAAAAUUCAAC
Messenger RNA from Pocillopora meandrina, 2577 nucleotides. Lineage: Eukaryota; Metazoa; Cnidaria; Anthozoa; Scleractinia; Pocilloporidae. The record is from the annotation of a GenBank genome assembly.